Mucor mucedo is the source of this 1423-nucleotide messenger RNA. RefSeq lists its product as uncharacterized. The coding region runs from base 142 to 1254 and encodes 370 amino acids. The record is from RefSeq and is a predicted model, not a curated record. Gene Ontology annotation, cellular component: endoplasmic reticulum; membrane. Gene Ontology annotation, biological process: fatty acid metabolic process; lipid biosynthetic process. Lineage: Eukaryota; Fungi; Mucoromycota; Mucoromycetes; Mucorales; Mucoraceae. The transcript has 2 exons. Gene Ontology annotation, molecular function: fatty acid 2-hydroxylase activity; iron ion binding; heme binding.
GCAAAAAUCAUCCGUUACUUUUUUAAUUUAUUUGAUUGGGCGGGCUGGGCAGCGUAUCACCGAGAUGAGAGCAGAAAAAAUAAUUUUCCCCCCUCCCCCCCUUCUCUCUUUAUUUAUUCCGCCUUUUUUUUUUUGCUUCAAAUGACAAUUAAAGAAUACAGUUUAGAGCAAGUGGCAAAGCAUGCAAGCGAAGACUCUUGUUGGGUAAUCUAUCAAGAUAAAGUAUAUGAUGUUACUGAGUUCAUGCAAGAUCAUCCUGGCGGAGAAGAUCUUAUUUUUGACUACGCCGGUAAAGAUGUUACAAAUGUCAUGAAGGAUGUGCUUGAACAUGAACAUUCUGAUUCUGCCUAUGAAAUUUUAUCUGAAUACUGUAUUGGAACCAUUGUCGAAAAACCACAAGAAACAAAACAGAAAAGCAAGACUCCCUUGACACUUCAUGAACAACGUAUGCUUUUACUCGAAGAGGAAGAAGAAAGCAAAACAUUUGGCAAAGAAGACUUCCACCCAACCGAGACAGAUAUAACUACAGAUGUCAAGAAGAACCAGUUCUUGGAUCUUAGUAAAGCGCUAGUACCUCAGCUCAUUCGUGCUAGAUAUACAAAGGAAUUCUACCUGGAACAAGUACAUAAGCCUCGUUAUAUGUCUACACCUGCCAUUUUCUUUGGUCACCCUUUACUUGAACCCUUAACAAAGACAGCUUGGUAUGUCAUCCCAACAGUUUGGUUACCUUAUGCUGGCUAUCAACUUUACAACUCGCUUGUUUUUGGAAACAUUAAGGGCUCGAGUUUAUCAUUUGUGCUUGGUAUACUUAUUUGGUCUUUAUUGGAAUAUCUUCUUCAUCGCUUCUUUUUCCAUUUGGAUGAUUAUUUACCCGACACACAAUUGGCCUUUGUCUUACAUUUUGUUAUUCACGGCUUCCAUCACUAUUUGCCUAUGGACAAGUUGAGAUUGGUUAUGCCACCUACACUUUGUAUUGUCAUUGCAUACCCUCUUGUUACUUUAGGACACAUUUUAUUUCCUCCAAUGAUGGCACAUGCGGUAAUUGCUGGUGGCUUCUUUGGAUACAUCUUGUAUGAUUGUACACAUUAUUACCUCCAUCACGCUAGAGUAUUUAAGGUUCAUUUCAAAGAAAUGAAGAAGUAUCAUAUGGCCCAUCAUUAUAAGAAUUAUGAAGGAGGUUAUGGUAUCACUUCAAAGAUUUGGGAUUAUUGCUUUGGAACUGUAUUAGAAUACAAUCCCACCAAGACUGCCUAAAUAUAACAACAAAAACAACAAAAUUCAUCUACUACUUACAUACGCUCACUUCUUUUUUAUUUACCUUCAUAAUAAUACUUAAUAAAUACAUUUGAAAUGAUACAUUCUAAUUGGGUCACCUACGGAUUCUAGACUUUUUGUUUAUGUACAUGUAAAAUAAAGUGAGGGG